AUGCUCGUAGUCAGUCGAGCCUCAUCCCAACCACACACGCAACAGCAUCAGCUAACAGGCGCGCCCCAACAGACAAAACACGCUGCUGAGCUUUGUGCUCUCCUAGUCAACGACCUCUAUGGCGAACUGCCCUCGCGUAUCCUGAUUGCGCUUUUGACCAAGGGCCGCUCGACGAUCUCCCAACUGGUCCAACAUACCGCCCUUACUCCGCGAUUCUUGCGAAAUGGUCUCGCCGUUCUAAUCCAGCAAAAUUUGCUCUACCACCAUACCGACCCCGACACCGACGUCACGAGCUACCAGGCCAACGCUGAUGCUUGCUACAACCUUGUGCGAUCCGGCAAGAUUCUGGAUAUUAUCGAGCGCCAAUAUGGCACCGCAGAACGAGAGCUGGCGCAGACUCUCAUGCUUCUGGGCCAUGCCCGCAUUGCAGACCUUUCCCACGCUUUCGGGUCCCGAGCACCCAAGACCAAUGGACAAACGAACGGUGAUCAUGAGUCACAUGAUGGGCUCAUUGAGUCAGAAAGUCACUUGAACUCUGUUCUUGUUCGUCUCAUUCGGGCCGAGAUUGUCGAAACUGUGCGCCCAGAGAGCUUUCGCAACCCCCAGGAUGUAUACCGCGAAAUCAAGGACUCUGUCAUCAAGACGCGACCAGGCGAAAAAUCCGUCUUUACAAAGACCCAGGCACAGGAGGAGAUUCAAAAACGCUACCGCACAUUUAGAGACCAGCCCCGGGUCCUGAAGCGUCAACUCGACAUGAGCAGUGACUUUAGUGGACCCAAGAGACGGAAGCUCACGAACGGGUCAGCGCAAAAUGGACAUGCAUAUGACGAUGAUGCGCCGCGUUUGAACCCUAACGUAGUUGUCCGUCUGAAUCAUUCGAGAUGCCUGGUCGAGUUGCGCAACCAGCGCCUGGCCAAUUUUGCGGCAGAGAUGCUUGGUGAGGUCACCGGUGAAGUCUAUCGCACCGUCUUAGACCUCCUAUCUGCCGAGUUCUCGAGGUGUCAGCCAGAUCCUCUAAUUGAUGAGCUUACCGCUGGUCAACAGACAGCAGUUACAACUGUGGAUAUCUUUGAACACCUUGACAAGUCUGUCAAUGUACAGUCUGGAAUUGGCAAGACUCCCAAGGACAAGAUUGACUCUGAGAGUGCCGAACGGGUUAGAGAGACAGCUCCGGACACGGAUGAUGACUCUGAUGAUUCAGAUGCUGGCCCUCCAGGCCGCAAAAGGAUCUUCGACGCGGACGAGGAGGAUGAGUGGGCAGAUGACGAUGAUCAAAAUGGCGAAGCCACCAACGGCGAGCGAGAGAGCAAGGUUCGAUUUGAGGAUGCUGCCAAUGGCGCUGCCAACGGCACCGAUAGCCGCAUCUCUCAGAUGCGACGACAUCUAUUACUUCUCGCAGAGAGCAAGCAUCGAUUUAUCCGACACUGUGGGACAUUCGGUCGCGGUCAGUGGACGGUAGACUUUACCCGGCUGAUGACACAUCUACGGGAGACAGAGCUCGAUGCCAUCAUUGAGCAGUCCCAUGGCCGCCAUGGGCUGCGUCUGACACGCAUUCUACGAGAAAAGGGCAAGCUCGAUGAGAAGAUGCUUCCAUCUGCUGCGCUUAUGAAGAAGACGGAUGUCCAGGGGAAAAUGCUUGCGAUGCAGAUGGCAGGGAUUGUGGAUGUUCAGGAAGUGCCUAAGGAUAGCAGCCGCCUUGCCAACCGGACCCUGUUCUUCUGGUAUUUCGACAAGGAGCGAGCACAGACUCAGGCCUUGGACGACAUCUACAAGGCCAUGCUGCGAUGUAUGCAGACGCUCCAGGUAGAGCGGCACAAUCAGCGGAACAUUCUUUCGUUUGUGGAGCGAGAAGACGUCCAGGGCAAGGAGGAGGAGGUCAUGACGACGGAGCACUACAACAAGUACAACAAACACUUGGAGGUGCAGAGCAAGCUUCUUGGGCAGGUCAUGCGGUUGGAUGAGUUGGUGUCUGUCCUUCGCGACUAUUAA
Fusarium vanettenii 77-13-4 is the source of this 1989-nucleotide messenger RNA. RefSeq lists its product as uncharacterized. The transcript is spliced from 3 exons. Lineage: Eukaryota; Fungi; Ascomycota; Sordariomycetes; Hypocreales; Nectriaceae. Gene Ontology annotation, cellular component: RNA polymerase III complex. Gene Ontology annotation, molecular function: single-stranded DNA binding. The record is from RefSeq and is a predicted model, not a curated record. Gene Ontology annotation, biological process: DNA-templated transcription. Bases 1 to 1989 code for a protein of 662 amino acids.